Messenger RNA from Symbiodinium necroappetens, 927 nucleotides. The record is from the annotation of a GenBank genome assembly. Lineage: Eukaryota; Dinophyceae; Suessiales; Symbiodiniaceae.
AUGUUCCAGUGCCGCAUGUGUUCGGAGAAUCCCUUCAACGCAAUGUUCGCAGGCAGCGGCAAGCCUGACAAGGAGAAGGAAAAGAAGAAGAAGGAGAAGCGGAAGUCUACAUCAAGAAGAGAUGCUGCGGCCUUCCAAGCACGCAGCGAGGAAGAGGUGGUUGCUGCCGUUAAGACUUGGAGUGAGUAUGCCCAUCCGCGGGCCAACGAUUUCUUUUCUAGCCCCGAGCAGCUCGAAGAUGUGCUGCGGCAGCUAGCAAAGGGCAUCGACAAGAAUGACGACCCGAUUUUGGGCUCCGAAGAGAGGUGUGUUUAUUGGUACGGAGACGUCACAAAGGAAGACCUCCAAGCCGCCAUUCGCAUGGUUAAGCCAGGCGAGUCCGCCGAGUCCGUGACGUAUGUGAACCGAGUGCUUGCAUUCAUUUUCGCCACGGACGAAUCUUUCGACAAGUUGAUGAAGCUGCCCAAGGAGCCAUUCAAGAUGAGCUGCGGAGAUCAGCUGUGCGUACAUUUGGCGCAUAUUUCCCUGGCCACGUCUACAUGUUCCACGCUGCGGCAGCCGCAUGGGGUCUUUGUGAGGGAUUGCGAUCUGCUCGCGCAAGGGAACUGCCCAUGCUUACAGCUGCGGGAGCUGGUUGUGAAUCUUCGUUGGGAGGUCUGGUUAACUAUGCAGGACGCCUGUCUCCAUCAAGUCCGUAACGCUGCAACACUCCGCCCAAGUUCCUGCAGGAUUACGCGGUUGACCCUGGUUACGGCCCCCCUGGAGCUUCAUGGACAGUUAUACAGGGGUUAUAAGCCCUCUGGGUACGGUUAUAAGUAUAGCUGCCUUAUCAGCCUAGACAUAACUACCCAUGAACCUCCAAGCAUGAAUCGGGUGGAAAAUUCAAACCUUCAUGGCCAGCGCGGCAGCUUGAGCAGGAUUGCCUGA